Colletotrichum scovillei is the source of this 1446-nucleotide messenger RNA. RefSeq lists its product as uncharacterized. The transcript has 4 exons. The coding region runs from base 1 to 1446 and encodes 481 amino acids. Gene Ontology annotation, biological process: DNA-templated transcription. Gene Ontology annotation, molecular function: DNA binding; zinc ion binding. NCBI's taxonomy places the organism in Eukaryota, Fungi, Ascomycota, Sordariomycetes, Glomerellales, Glomerellaceae. The record is from RefSeq and is a predicted model, not a curated record.
AUGGACAUCGGGUCUGUCAUUUCUGAAGAAACGCUAGAGCGUCAAGCCCUUGAACUGAUUGAAAAGUCUGUCAAUGGUGCGACGCGUGUUCAUUACAUAGUGACUGUGAACUUCUUUGUCUGGAUGUAUCUAGGAGCCUCCAACUAUCAUACGACGGGCUCCAUUAUGGCACAGCAUAUUCUAAAGAGGCGCCAACAGUAUGAGAAGAACUUGCAGGCAGCUUUAUGCCGUAUAGGCGUCCUGGACCAGCCAAGCUUGCCACUGCUUCAAGCACUGCUUUCCGGUGCCAUGUUUAUGCUCCUCUCAGGGAAAUUGGAGAUGUGUUGGCAAUUGAGUGCGUCAGCAUCGAGAGUAUGCAUGGCCUUGGGUGGACCUCGCCGGAUCAGCUCUCAGACCAUGGCUGCCCAUGAGCUGCGAGAAACUCGGUAUACUUUAUCGAUUUGCUACAUGUUUGAUAGAGCGCUGGCUCUGAGUAUGAACCGCUGCCUCGCUCUGCCUGAAUUCGACAUGAACCCUACGGAACUGGUGCCACCAGACGCAAAGAAGCCAUAUACUUCACUUAUUCAAGUGUUUCUGCAAUUGGCCGAGGUUCAAUCCGACAUUGCCCACCACACGAAGAUCAAGAAUAUGAAGACACGGGAAGAUGUUGAAACAGUCCAAACAUUGCAAGGAAAGAUGUGGAAAAUCAAAGAAACGAUCAGAGAGUGUCAAAAGCAGCCAUUGCAUACCGAGGAGAAAUAUCUUCAGGCCGAGUGGAUGGGCGUAGAUUUUGUCUAUCAUUCCGUCAUGACAUCUGUUGUCAAGCUCCACCCGUACCUGAUGGAUGAUACUGGUCUGCACCAGCAAUUGCUUGGCUACGCUCGCACAUCUCUAAGCUCCCUAUCUGAGAUGUUGAGCAUCGCUAAAACUUUGGUGGAUUUUCACCUAUUUCGGGUUUCAGUUUCGUGGCUUAUUCUGUUAUAUCCCGUUUACCCCUUUUUCGUCAUUUUCACCCACACAGUCAACACCUCGAGUCUUCAAGAUUACAGCUUGAUAACUCAGGUUACAACGAGACUCCAGGAGUUCGCUGGUCAUAAUCCAGCUUUGAUGGGAGUCCAAAAGCUUUUCGAGGAAUUCGUUCAACUCUGCAGGCCUAUCUUUGAGGUGAACAAGUCGAUCGAUGCCACAUCCCCGCCACUCCUAGAAAUAGCAAGUUUGCCAACGCAGAAGACUACGUCGCACACUCAACAUAACAGGGUUUCUCAAGGUCUUUCAGGUCCUUCUGAGAUAGGGUCUUUCACAUCAUUGGUACAGGAUGCACUCUCUAUCCCGGUAACAGGGGAUCAUGCAGCCAGCGGGAUCACAUUCCCUGACCUGAGCACUCUGGAGGAGAACGAAUUGCUAGCAGAGUUAUAUAGCACACAUCCAUCAAUAGGCUGGAUAGAUGGCAAUUGGUCAAUAUCGUAA